Messenger RNA from Colletotrichum siamense, 408 nucleotides. RefSeq names its product putative cytochrome b5. Gene Ontology annotation, molecular function: heme binding. Lineage: Eukaryota; Fungi; Ascomycota; Sordariomycetes; Glomerellales; Glomerellaceae. Bases 1 to 408 code for a protein of 135 amino acids. The record is from RefSeq and is a predicted model, not a curated record. Gene Ontology annotation, biological process: sterol biosynthetic process. Gene Ontology annotation, cellular component: intracellular membrane-bounded organelle; endoplasmic reticulum membrane. The transcript has 3 exons.
AUGGGCGGCGUCGAACUCACCUACCAGGAUGUUGCCGAGCACAACACCAAGAAGGACAUUUACAUUGUAGUCCACGACAAGAUCUACGACUGCACCAAGUUUGUCGACGAGCACCCCGGUGGUGAGGAGGUUCUGCUCGAUGUCGGCGGUCAGGAUGCCUCCGAGGCUUUCGAGGAUGUCGGCCACAGCGACGAGGCCCGCGAGACCCUCGACCAGCUUUACAUUGGCGACCUGAAGCGCCAGCCCGGCGACCCUUCCCCCAAGAAGCAAACCGCUCCCGCCACCUCCGCCGGCCACACCGAGAGCCCCGGCUUCGGCAUCGGCCUGUACGCCGUCCUCCUCAUCGGUGGUGUCCUCGCCUACGUCGCCUACAACUACCAGCAGCAGCAACAGCAGCAGUCCGCAUAA